Messenger RNA from Oryza brachyantha (malo sina), 1669 nucleotides. Its product is annotated as tyrosine--tRNA ligase 1, cytoplasmic-like. Lineage: Eukaryota; Viridiplantae; Streptophyta; Magnoliopsida; Poales; Poaceae. The coding region runs from base 145 to 1539 and encodes 464 amino acids. Gene Ontology annotation, molecular function: ATP binding; tyrosine-tRNA ligase activity. The transcript is spliced from 11 exons. The record is from RefSeq and is a predicted model, not a curated record. Gene Ontology annotation, biological process: tRNA aminoacylation for protein translation.
AAAAGGGGAGGACUUGUGGGGGGCGGGCUCUAACCCUAACCCCUGUCGACGAAGGCGGCUGAUCGACGUCGACGAAGGCGACGGGCUGGGACAAUCCAAUCCGGUUGCCCCUAGAUUUGGAGCUCCCGUGUCCGUGUGGAGGCAAUGCUAGCGCGGGCGUUUGGCUUUCUGGGCAAAGCAUGGAAGCGAACGCCGAAUAUGUCCGUCGAGGCCUCGACCUCGCCGCGCCGCUUCCACAUGACACAGCAGCUAUGCCACCUCCACAGCAGCCGAACGUCACAACCAGAAAAAUUGCGCAAAGAACAGCACCCCCUACAAAAUAAUAGCGGAGGAGCUCUGUCAAUGCUGGACUAUAUCUCCAAACAGGACUGGAGCAAGCAGAAUAAUAAUGUCAACAGUGAUAAUUCAGCUUUUGUAGCUGUAGAUUCUAUUAGGGAUACUGUUGAUGGGAGUUUUGAUCAGAGGUUUGCAACACUGAAGAGUAUUGGGGAGGAUCGUGUCAAUGACCGUGAACUUAAGUUACUGCUAAAGAAGAAACCUGCCCCAAAUUGUUAUGUUUGGUUUGAUCCCUCCCCCUAUAUGCACAUUUCUCAGGGCAUCAUGAAGACACUCAUUAUUAAUAAAAUGGUUAAAUCUGGUUUCAAAGUUAAAAUCUUAAUGGCAGACUGGUUCGCGCAGAUGAACAGUGAGAUUAGUGGCAAUCUAAAUAAGAUGAGGACUGUUGGCAGGUAUAAUAUUGAGAUGUGGAAAGCAACUGGCAUGGCUCUUGAUGAAGUAGAGCUAGUCUGGUUGUCAGAUGAAAUAAGUCAACAUGGUGAUGAAUACUGGCCACUUGUCAUGGAUAUUGCAAGGCAAAACAGUGUGCGUAAAAUAAGAAGAACAUGCAGGUCCUUUCAUAUCACUUUACCUAGCAGAUUUUGUGGGAGUAGAAAUCCUUAUUCAAUGGGGGAACUAACCAUUGAUGACAUAUUUUUCAUAUGUUUGCAGUGUGCUGGUAUAAUAUUUGAGAAGGCAGACAUAUGGCUGUUGGGAAUGGAGCAACAUGAUGCCAACUUAUUAGCUAGACAAUAUUGUAAGCAUGUCAAAAGGAAGAGUAGGCCAAUUGCUGUUUUGCAGAAUAUGCUUCCUAAUUUAUUACAAUGCCCUGAAAUGGAGAAUAGGAGGCAUCCAGCUUGGGCUAUCUUUAUGGAAGAUGAUGAGGAAAAUAUAUGUUAUAAAAUUGAAAAAGCUUUCUGCCCUCCAAAAUUAGCAGAAGGCAAUUCAUGUUUGGAGUACAUAAAACAUAUCAUCUUGCCUUGGUUUGGAAAGUUUGAGGUGGUCCAGAAGAAAGAGAAUGGCGGCAAAAAGAUUUUUCUUAGCAUGGAGGAAUUUACGGCUGAUUAUGAAAGUGGCACUCUGCAUCCUGUUGAUGUGAAGCUAGCCCUUGAAAAGUCAUUGAAUAAGAUAUUGCAGCCUGUUCGUGAUCACUUUGGAAGGAACGGUGAAGCAAAGGAUCUAAUGAAAGCUAUCAGGGAAUGCUGCGUUGCCGACUGGGAUUAGAUUUACAUUCUUGGUCUCGUAGAUGCUAGACAUAGGAGCAGUGUUAUUAUCUUUGGACAUGUAAAUGAACAAAUCCAAUCUGUGAACUUGGAGGCUGUUUAGUUAGGGAAAUAAAAAUUUUUGGGUGUCA